AGAAAACUGAGGAUUGUGACGUCACGGGCGCCAUGUUGGAACGCUGCUCUUGUCUCGGAGGCCGUAAACUCAUUUGCUUUCUGUUUCCUGUUCGGCUCAGAGGAAGGAGAGACAGAGUACAAAACCCUAUACAAUAAUUUAUCUUUUUAAAACAUGGAAAUCGACACUCUUCUGGAAGCAGUUAAAGAAUUUGAGAAGAAGGGAAAGAAGGAAGCCUGUCCUGUACUGGAUCAGUUUCUGUGUCAUGUUGCAAAAAGUGGCGAAACAAUGAUUCAGUGGUCACAGUUUAAGAGUUAUUUCCUUUUUAAGCUGGAGAAAGUGAUGGAUGACUUCAGAGCUUCAGCGCCUGAGCAAAGAGGCCCUGCUAAUCCCAAUGUUGAGUACAUUCCUUAUGAGGACAUGAAAGAGAGAAUUCUGAAAAUUGUUAAUGGCUACAAUGGUAUUCCUUUUACCAUUCAGAGGCUGUGUGAGUUGCUGACUGACCCUAAGAAAAAUUAUGCAGGGACGGACAAAUUUCUCAGAGGUGUGGAAAAGAAUGUCAUGGUUGUGAGCUGUGUGUAUCCUUCUUCAGAAAAAAAUGGGUCAACUAAUUUAAACAGAAUGAAUGGAGUAAUGUUUCCUGCUAAUUCCUCAAGUUAUUCUGAUAGGAUUAAUAUAAAUGGUCCUGGAACACCAAGGCCAGUGAAUCGGACAAAAUUUUCUUUGUCAGUUCCUUUAACAGCAAAUGGUUUGCCUGACAGUACAGAAAACAAAGAAUCCACAGUUGAACACGAACCAAGAGUUCACAGUGAGCUACAGACAGGCAAAGAAAGUGAUUCAAGUAAUUCUGUCAAAAAUAAACACAUUGAAGAGGAUGACACCAUGAGUGACGGGCAUGAGGUUAAAAGGCUAAAGUUUGAUAAAGAUGAAGAGGAUGAGAUUGCAGAUUCUCAAUCAGAAUCCAGCUCUUCAGAUUCUGUUUCAGUCAAUGUAACUUCAGAAAUUCCGUCAUUUCAAAAAACCAGUCAGUGUGUUGAGCAAAACAGUUCUGAACAAGAUUCUCAAGACAUACAGACAGAUGAAUCAAAUAAGAUGGAAAAUGAAGAAGCUGAAAGUGUGAACUCUGCUAGCCUUGAUUCCACAGAAAAUAGUAGUGAGAUGGACUACUCAGAACAACAAUAUCGUUCAAAUGAAGAAUUAAAUCUUGAAGUUAAACAAACUGAAGUACACAACGUAGUCAUUAGCAGAAGUGAAGCAUGUUGUGGAAAAAAAGAAACGGAAGAAACUUUUUUUGCUGAAAAAGUUGUUAGUCCACCUGAAAUGGAAAAUAGCUCUAAAACUACAGAAAAUGUACAAGAGCCCGUGGAACAUAACUGACUGUAUGUAUGGUAUGGUGCAGUAUUUCUCAUUCUACACUGUAAAAAUAAAAUGAGGGCCACCAUCCUUCCAGUGCUAUUGGUUCUCUAGACUUUUCAAAGAAAAAUAGCCUGAAUGAGCUAUGCAACCUUAGAACUGUGAAAAAUGGCUCAUUCUGGUUAGUUAGACCACUGAAUUUUUUUUAUUAUAUUAUUUUUGACCAGUGGUUUAUGUACAGAUUUUUAUUUAGAAUACAGAAUUUUUAAACUGGAAACUUGAUAUAGAUUCAAAAAAAAUUUUUGAAGGUCACAACAUUUAACUGCAAUUUUUUUUGUCUGCAUUUUCUCAUUUUUGUGGUAAAUCUUUAACAAUUAGCAAAUGUUUUACCAUGAUUCACCUUACGGUUACAAUAAGAGAUUCCUUGUAUAAUUUAAAUACUAACUUUCAGUGUGUCGAGAGUGAAAUAAUAUAAUCUCAUCUUUCCCUUUAGUCUUAAGAAUUUUGUCAGAAGAUUGCAUUUAUUUUUCAUUGGCAGAAAUUAAUUCAAAGCUCUCAAUGUUUUACCAGGGAACUAUGUAAAGAAAAAUUGUGAAAAUUAGGUGCAAACAACACAUUCCAAAAAGUAUAAUUGUAAUAGUCAAAGUCUUCAAAUGGUUUAUUUAUCUUGAGUAAGUUUCCCCAUAGAGUUUACAUUUUAAUAAUCUGUAUUUUGAAGGUAUGGUUGUGCAGCAAAUCUUUUUUUUUUUUAAACAGAUUUCCAUUUAUUUGAAAUUUCUAAAAUAUUACUAACUCAUAUUUGGGAGAAUGUGUAUUAUAUUUGUGAAGAGACUGAUACGUGCAAUUUAACACAUGGACUAGACGAAGAGAAAUCUAUUUAAGGUAAAAUUAUAUAAGGAUUUUUUUUUUUUUCUUGGGGAAAAUUUCCAGAAUUCAUUAAACAACCAAUAUUCAUAUACAAUUUUUAUUACCUGCUUUUGGACACAAUAUUUGACAGUCAAUGGUGGUUUUUUCCUUUAUUAAAACCACCUUAAAGCACAAAACAUUUUUUAAUGUUCCAAACAUCUUGUAUGUUCCAAUUUUCUUUGGUUAUACUUAUCACAGUUUUUGGCUUCUAAGUUUCUACUUGUUUCAGAAGCUGUAGUUUUUGAUAUUUAGAAUUUUAAAAAUUAAAAUAGAUUUUGUAGAGUGUAAGUGUUCACUGCCUUUGUGAAAUAUUGUAUAAUUCUCUUGUAUUCAGAAUGCUUGGGCUUUCAAAACAGUAUUCAAAUAAGCAAUAAAUGUUGAUGUUCUCUGUGUGGGUAUGCUUUGUUUAUAUUCAUGAUUUUUUUAUUUGAACCUUUUGCAGCAAUAAAAGCUUUUCUGUUA
This is a messenger RNA of Erpetoichthys calabaricus (reedfish), 2700 nucleotides long. RefSeq names its product serine/threonine-protein phosphatase 4 regulatory subunit 2-like. Gene Ontology annotation, cellular component: nucleus; cytoplasm; protein phosphatase 4 complex. The transcript is spliced from 9 exons. Gene Ontology annotation, molecular function: protein phosphatase regulator activity. Lineage: Eukaryota; Metazoa; Chordata; Cladistia; Polypteriformes; Polypteridae. The coding region runs from base 154 to 1356 and encodes 400 amino acids. The record is from RefSeq and is a predicted model, not a curated record. Gene Ontology annotation, biological process: protein dephosphorylation.